Molecule: messenger RNA, 411 nt
Organism: Rotaria sp. Silwood2
Lineage: Eukaryota; Metazoa; Rotifera; Eurotatoria; Philodinida; Philodinidae
Source: the annotation of a GenBank genome assembly
AUGAAAAUAACGAUUACGUUAUAUUUCUUAUGCAUUAUUUUAUCUUUUAUUAAUUCUGUUUUUUCUCAUUCCAAUUAUCGAAGUCGCUUAUAUGAUAUAAUUCGUCAGUCAAUAAACAAAGAGGACAAUCAAUUAUUAUUAAAAAUUCAACUUUAUAAAUAUCUAAGUUCAACAACAAUGUUACCAAUUAAUCAACAAAUAAAUUCAAUGAAAAAUAAAGAAGAAACUAAAAUGUAUAUACGUGAUAAUUGGGAUACAGAUGAUGAUCAUUAUUUUAAAUGGGCUUCACUAAAUCGUCGACCUAUGGAAUCAUUAGCAGGACGAAAACGAUCAAUAGAAAAAACUGUACCACCAGGAUUGAAACAUCAUCGAAUUAAUACUGGUAUAUGGCGUAGUGGUCUUGUUGGUUAA